Messenger RNA from Nerophis lumbriciformis (worm pipefish), 1594 nucleotides. Its product is annotated as protein phosphatase PTC7 homolog. Gene Ontology annotation, molecular function: protein serine/threonine phosphatase activity. The record is from RefSeq and is a predicted model, not a curated record. Gene Ontology annotation, biological process: protein dephosphorylation. Gene Ontology annotation, cellular component: mitochondrion. NCBI's taxonomy places the organism in Eukaryota, Metazoa, Chordata, Actinopteri, Syngnathiformes, Syngnathidae.
AGUCACAAGACCGCCCCUGCUGAUCCGCGCUCGAGCAGCUGUACGUCUCAAAGGCGCCGCUAGCAUGGCAGCGGCAACCGAGAGCCGACAACUCACAGCCUCCCGCGGGGGAAGUAGUCACGUUUUCCUGUCAUUUUUAUCCGCACUGAUACUAUAAGAGUAAGACUCUUUUUUUUUUUUUAAAUACUAUUGGUAGUAAACACUUUCCGCUAUAGCGAGUCGACACAACGCGCUAACGUCGAAGCUAAGCUAAGCACGGCGGCUGCUAGCUUGGUCGCCCUCCGUGGAGGAAGCGUCUCCGUGGGGGAUGUUGUCCGUGCUGUCGUACGGUAGACUCGUGGCCAGGGCUGUCAUCGGCGGACUCUCUCAGACGGACAGCCGCGACUACAGCCUGGUGACGGCGAGCUGCGGCUUCGGCAAGGACUUCCGUAAAGGCAUCCUGAAGAAAGGAAUGUGCUAUGGAGACGACGCCUGCUUCAUCGCCAGGCACAAAUCUGCCGAUGUUUUAGGUGUGGCAGAUGGAGUAGGAGGUUGGCGAGACUAUGGCGUGGACCCGUCACAGUUUUCAGGGACACUGAUGAAGACAUGUGAGCGCCUGGUGAAGGAGGGACGCUUUGUUCCCAGCAACCCCGUGGGAGUCCUGACAAGCAGCUAUUAUGAGUUGCUGCAGAACAAAGUGCCGUUGCUGGGCAGUAGCACAGCCUGCAUUGUGGUGUUGGACGGCCACAGUCACCAGCUGCACACGGCCAACUUGGGGGAUUCUGGCUUCCUGGUGGUCCGUGAAGGGGAGGUGGUUCACCGAUCCGACGAGCAGCAGCAUUACUUCAACACACCCUUCCAGUUGUCCAUUGCUCCUCCUGGAGCCGAGGGAGCUGUCCUCAGUGACAGCCCAGACGCCGCUGACAGCUCCUCCUUUGACGUGCAGCUGGGUGACAUCAUCCUCACCGCCACCGAUGGCCUGUUUGACAACAUGCCAGACUACAUGAUCCUGCGCGAGUUGAAGAAACUCAAAAAGGCAAACUACGAGAGCAUCCAGCAGACGGCGAGAAGUAUUGCAGAGCAGGCUCACGACCUUGCCUACGACCCCAACUACAUGUCACCCUUUGCACAGUUUGCCUGUGACAACGGACUGAAUGUUCGAGGAGGGAAGCCUGAUGACAUCACAGUGCUGCUGUCCAUAGUAGCAGAAUACACUGACUAAGGUCUACAUGGACUCCUGCUGAGUAGGAUGAAGUACUGCUGAGGGGAGCAAGACAUUUUGUUCCCAGCAUGCCACAACUCUACUCUGCUCCAGCUGGGUAGAGAGAAAGUGCUGGAAUUAAAAAAAGGCCCUGAAAGCAUUCAGCAGCAGUGUUGUUGACAACACGCUACACCCGCUGGACACAACCUUUCCAAGGCUGCUGGUCAUGACGGAUGGUCUUGGUGGGUUGGAUGGACAGACAGAGAGGAUGUUUACUUUCACGCAGCAGAACAGACUUGUUUGACUUUUUCCAAAGUCGAAGAAGCUUAAAAGGAUUCUCUUCAUCACACGCGUGGAGAAGGGAGUUGGCGUGGGACGUGGCGCCUCUAGGGCUAAAUAAAUGAGCCAAAUGUG